Molecule: messenger RNA, 908 nt
Organism: Anopheles nili
Lineage: Eukaryota; Metazoa; Arthropoda; Insecta; Diptera; Culicidae
Product: antigen 5 like allergen Cul n 1-like
Exons: 2
Coding region: 1-798 (265 amino acids)
Source: RefSeq, a predicted model, not a curated record
AUGAAUGUGGUGUCGAUAACAUCGUUGCUCAGCCUCGGCUGCUUGCUAAUUUCACUUGGUCGAAGCUGGGCCUACAAGGACGAACAAUAUUGCAACAUCUGCAGCAAUCACGUGGCCUGCGGAACCGAGGAUCAACUUCAAGGAAACUGCUUGAAGUACGCCAACGUUAGCCUAACGCUGCUCAAUAAGCACGCGCACGCUAUAAUAUGGCACGUGAAUCAUUUGCGAGAAAAGUUCGCAACUGGGCAUUUGCACGACUUCAACGACACAUAUGGCCCAAUGCACACGGUAACUUGGGACCCGGAAAUGGCAGAUCUAUGCCGGAUGAACCUCAUCAAAUGUAAGUUCUCGCACGACAAGUGUCGCGGUACGUUACGAUUUCCAUACAGUGGGCAAACACUAGCCAAGCUAACCAAGUGCGUUCCGGCGAAUAGAGUAGAAGAUCUCGAGAUACAUCUCCUGCAGCACGUCAUUCUGCACCUGAUCGACCGUUGGUACGAAGAGUACCUGUUGACGAAACCGUCGGACGUUCAGCUCUACUCUAAGAAAUCAUCUGCUCGAAAGUAUCAAAUCGGCCAUUUUCUACAGCUGAUCAAUUGCAACGUUUGCAGCAUGGGCUGCUCGCUACUGUCCUACCGAGAGUACCACAAGAAGGAUAUUUGCGAUACGUACAUUAUGUGCUGCAACUACUCCUACAUCAACAUUGUCGGUCGUCCAAUCUGCAGAGUGAAUAACAAAAAAUCGACUUGUGCCAAGCAUAAGCAGUUCCCUGGUUUGUGCAAGAACUGCUCCUUUUAGUGUCGGAUGUUAGGGUUGUUCGCAAUAAAGGACACAUUGACUAUUAAAAGCACGUCUCAAACGUACGCAGGUAUAGGUUUAAUGAAUUGGUUUUCUUCGACAUUACACAG